UGCUGAGGGCUGCUCCAGAGCUGGGACUCCACGUUAUGUUGCCAGCAAGACUUGAUAUUUUAAACUUCUGAAGAUGGACUUUUCUAAAUCAACAGUUCCCUUUCUGAGCAAUCAAUUCCAGCCAGGCGAAUAUUUGCAGAACAGGUUAGAAAAUGAGCUGCAUCUCUGAUGUGAAUUCUCUGGAUUUAUGAGUAUGGGUUCUUAGAAACCCUCUGACCUGGCUUUCAAUGGAACAUAAAGAAUUUGAGAAGUCUGAUGCCCAGAGGUAUGGCGCCCCUCAAGAAGCCUCGGAAUCCCACAAAAUUGCCCCUGGCUUUAAACCCCACGAAGAGCAAGGACGUUUUGGCAGUGCUGGCUGAGAGGAACCAGACCAUAGUACCAGUUGGGGCAUGGGUGGAACCCGCCCCACCAAAUUGCUCGGAAAUCCCAGCACAUACUUCAGCAUACAUAAUCGAAGAGGAAAUAAAAGAGCAGCAGCGAAGAAAGCAAGAAUCUUUGAAACAUUUUCAGAGACAAGUCAGGCGCCGGGUAAAUCAGCAAGUUAAGCUGAGGAAAAAGCAACAGCUUCAGAAGUCUUGCACAGUGGCAGAAAAGGAAGGCUCUGUAGCCAUGCAGUGUUCAGAUUUGGCACAUUUAACUCCUAAAAGGACAAGUGUUUUCUCCGGCAAUUUGAACGCUGCUAUGGGAAGUUGUGUGUUACCCUCUUCCCAGGUGCUUGGGGGUGCCACAGAAGACGGAGAGAAUCAGAAUCAGUUAUUUGAACAACAAGCUCAAGCUCUUAGUCAGACUAUGAAGCAGGCACGUCACCAGCUGGCAUCCUUUAAAACUGUGAGUGAGAAAAAGACAUCAGUGUUUCUAAAUGGUAGAAGGAAAAGCUCACCCAACCAAGAGAAAGCCCUUCUUAGGAAACCUCCAUGCAUCACGAUAAAUAAAGAAACAAGAGAGGAACCCCCCAGUAAAAUCUAUGAAGGCCCUUUAACUACAGUACAUUACCAGAACUUUAUGGGAAAUCAGGACCUUGGCUGUGGGGAAAUUACAUCUAUUGUGACAGGUGAGAAGGAGAGAGAUUUGUUGGUGGAUUACCAGCAGGAUCUCCUUUCUGAAGACAAAGAAAAGGCUCUCAGCAAAGUUCAGAAAGUAAAAUUCAAAAAUCCAUUAUUUGUUGUGAUAAAAGAAGAUGAACAAAAGCAAGUAAAUCUUCAUAGCCUUCAAGCUAUUCUUCCAGAAUCCCAGGAUUAUUUUGUAGAAGUUCAAGACACCCAUCCAAAAUCCCAGAGUGAUGUGAUAGAUGUCCUUAAUGUUGAGCCCAACGCUUUGAGUGUUGAACCAGUCACCCAGGCUACUGGAACCGAGUUUAAGGCCACAGAGUCAGAAGGCCAAACUUUUAUGACAGAAAUUCAGCAUGUUCUUAAAGCCCAGACUAUUGAUCUAGAUGGAAAUAUUGAGUUGGAACCCCAGGAUUUUCUAUCCCCAAAUCAGGCCUUUCUAUCCAGAAACCAGGAUUUUCUAUUCAAAUAUCAAGAGCAGGACUCCUUACCCAAAGACCAUUAUGUUCUCCCUAAAUACUGGAAUGUUCUGAAAUGUCAGGACCAGCAUUUUCUGCCAGCAGACCAGGAAUAUCUACCUAGAAACCAGCUUGAUUUACCAGAAGAACAGAGUCAUUUACUCAGAUGUCAGAACCAGGACCUCUCACCUAAAGAACAGAGUUUCCUGCCCAGACAGCAGUAUAUUUUACCUAUAUAUCAGGACCAAAGAGGUCUGCAUGUUCUUCCUAAAUGUCAGCAUCACGAUGUUCUUUUCAGAGACCAGAAUAAUCUACACAAAUGUCAGGAGCAGGAUCUUCCACUCCAAAAUCAGGACAUGUUUCUCAAGCAGCCCUCAACUUUCAUGAAAGGCGAGAGAAAGGCUGAGGAGUUACCCCUGGAGUGUCAGCAAUAUGUUCCACCUCAGGUCCAGGACCGGGUCUUCCAUAGAGACCAGUACAGGAGUUGUGAGCAGACAUCAUAUGAUGCAGUAGAUGAAAGAUGGAGAAAGGAGUUAUAUCCAGAGUGCUAUAGAUGUGAUUUACACGAAAUUCAGGACUCAGGCUCUGCCACCAAGCAGAGCUUACAUUUUAGGCAGCAACCAUGUGUUAAUACAGCUGAAAGGUGGCAAGAGGAUUUGCAUCUUGGUGGUUGUGAACGUCUUCCACCCAGACACCAGAGAGGCACAUGCAGCAGGCAACGGCAGGUGUCUGAGGAGUGUCAGUCGAGACCGAGCACUGAGUACCAAGCUCUGCUGGCGUUUCAGUCUGGGGUGGAUCAAGAAGAAGACAAGAAAGAGCGUCAAAAGCAAUACCUGAGACACAGGAGGCUUUUCAUGGAUAUUGAAAGAGAACAAGUGAAAGAACAAAACAGACAAAGGGAACAAAAGAAGAGAAUUGAAAAAAUUAAGAAAAGGAAAGAGCAGCAGCGCUAUGCUGAAGAGCAGAGGCUCCUAAGGAUGCACUGUCAUGAAGAGCCUUAUUCAGAAGAGAAGAUAAACGAUGUUUUAGCCCAGUUACAGCUUGAAGAAAUAAAAGGAGCAAAAGAUAAACAGCACCAGAGAGAAAAAGAAUAUGUAAGAUAUGUAGAAGCUUUACGAGCCCAGGUCCAGGAGAAAAUGAAGCUUUAUAAUAUCACUUUACCUCCAUUAUGCUGUUGUGGUCCUAAUUUUUGGGAUGCUCAUCCUGAUACCUGUGCCAACAAUUGCAUUUUCUAUAAAAACUACAGAGCAUAUAACCGGGCCUUACAUUCAGUCAUCAAUUCUUCUGACAUCUCCGAGGGGAACGCAACUCUUCGAAAUGCCAUUCGUAACUUUGCUUCUGUACAUAGACGGACUUCAAAAAAAAGUCUUCAGUAGGAGUCUGAAAACAAUGCCAAUGACUGCCAAAGAAUAUCAGCAGGAUGCCGUGUCACAGAAAACCACAAGACAGCCUCAAGCUAUUGGAAGCCGUCAGUGUCCACAGUUGCCUCACAGUGCACACCCUCAACUACAGCCCUUCCAAAAGGCAUCUUCCCCGUGCCACCCAAGGAGCAUCAAGUUUGUGUUCGUUUACUUUAUAAACUACAGAUACGAACAGUUUUCAGCUCAGGGUUUUCAGCCAAUAACCAUGCUAAUGUCACCUCACUCACUGCUUCAAAUACCCUGUCAUACCAAUAGCAAAUUGCAGAGAUAGGAGAACACAAGAGCACCUUUUCUUUCUAAAAUGUUUGGAAACAUGUACAACUUUGAUACAGUUUCAGGACAUGUGUUCACUUUAAGUAAACCAAAGACUUUGAGAAGCUGUGGGGUGAUGGUGGUCAGAUUGUAAAUUAAACCCAAUGAGGAGAGUAGACAGCUCAAAUAAGAUGUGUGAAUCAUGGCUCCCCUCUCUCCGUGGUAUUUGCAGGGAGACAGAUAAACAUUCAGCUAAGCAUGGUGGUACCUGCCUAUAAUCCCAGUACCAUGGAGAGGCUCAUGCAGGGGGAUCAGGAGUUUAAGGCUAGCUGGGCUACAUGAAACUAUCUCCAAAAACAAUUAAGCCAAAUAAAAUAGUUGCUUUUCCUCCUUCUUCCUGCUGCUGCUCCUCAUCUUCUUCCACCUUUCUGUAAACAAAUUUAGUGAGACCUUUUUACCAUGAGCCGUUCCCUUUGAGUUUUAUUUAGGACAUCCUUCUCAUAUUUCUCCGUCUGCAUCACCACCUUGCUGAUGCAUGACUGCUUUUCUCUGUAACUUAAGCUGUUUAACAUCUCACUCAACUGUUGCUGUUUUUUAACCACAUCUACAAUAGAUUCCAGGAUCUGUAGCUUCGAUCUUAGGUCAGAAUUCUGAAUAAAACAAGAAUGCAGACGUUGCCUGUGGAUAGCAGUAAUGCCCUUUUCCUUCAGGCUACCUGCAAGCUGGUCCACAGCCCUUCAUUCCCAAAUGUAGCAUGUUUUGUCCAACUUUGCCAUUUCAUCAGUUUUAGAUUUCUCUGCAGGCAUUGUCUCCAUUUCUCAGAGUGUUUAGGAAAUCCUGCAAUAUUGAGAACAUCUGGCUUUUCUUCUUGUGGUCUUUUCUGCCUGUCAACACAGAGAGGGCAUAAGCAGUCAUAACCCCUUUGGUCCUUUGGGGCUCACGUUUAGCCAUCCUGACAUACUGCUCUCUAGGGAACACAGCACAAUGAAGGCUUCCUGGCCUCACGCUAGCUGCUCCAUGUCAGCCAACUCUUACAUGAUGGUUACUGAUUAAAAAUGUUAACAAUAAAACACCAGGGAUCUAUAAUGGCAGUCACUCUUGAGUCUUCCCACUUCAAAAAUCCCUUUCCAACCCUAGAUAACCAUUAAUUUAUUCUAUGUGUAUAUUAACCUAUUUGUCAUUUCUCUUAUAAAUGGAAUAUACAAUAUGAGCUUUUUCACAACUGAACUUUUUCAGCCAGCCUGAUGUCAAGACUCAAUCUGUGUUGUUAGAUUCAUUAAUGCUUUACUUCCUUUCAUUGUUGAAUAGUAUUGAUAGUAAUAAUAAAACCAUGUUAUCUAUUCAGCAA
This is a messenger RNA of Mesocricetus auratus (golden hamster), 4525 nucleotides long. It is a transcript of the gene Ccdc15, whose product is annotated as coiled-coil domain containing 15. NCBI's taxonomy places the organism in Eukaryota, Metazoa, Chordata, Mammalia, Rodentia, Cricetidae. Gene Ontology annotation, cellular component: centrosome. The transcript is spliced from 17 exons. The record is from RefSeq and is a predicted model, not a curated record. Bases 256 to 2880 code for a protein of 874 amino acids.